AAUUUCCACUUCCCAAAUUUAUCAAUUCAUCACUUUCCAUUUUGAUCUCACCGUUCUCUUCCACAUCAAUGGCGUUGGAAUGGGUUGUUCUCGGCUACGCCGCCGGAGCCGAAGCCAUCAUGCUACUUCUAUUAACGGUUCCGGGUCUUAACCCGCUUCGAAAAGGGCUAAUUUCCGUGACCCGGAAUCUCCUCAAGCCAUUUCUCUCCAUUGUACCCUUUUGCCUCUUUCUCUUAAUGGAUAUCUACUGGAAAUACGAGACCCGACCCUCUUGUGAAUCCGAAUCGUGUUCUCCAUCGGAAUACCUUCGUCAUCAGAAAUCAAUUAUGAAAUCUCAGCGUAAUGCUCUUCUAAUCGCCUGUGCGCUGGUGUUCUAUUGGUUAUUGUACUCUGUUACUGGCCUUGUUGUGAAAGUUGAACAGCUGAAUAAGCGGGUGGAGAAGAUGAAGGAUUCGGAUUGAUCCGAUUCGAUCUGAUUUUGAUGGAUCCGGGUAUUCGGGUUUUUUGUUUUCGGGUCAGGUUGCUUAAUUUGGAUUUUAUUUUUGAGUUGUUGAUGUUAUAAGACAUGAAAAGCUAAUUUUACUAUCUAAUUUUUUGUUUUUCUUUACUAAAUUGAUAUUUCUGAGUAGGUCAGUAGGUGGCACUGUGUGGUUCGUAUAAGUUAUUAGUAGUAUUAUUUUCGUAGUUUCUUGUUCUUCGAUUUCUGUUAGUAUAUGUUAAUUUCUCGUAGCUCAAUUAUUGUAUUGUUUUGUUAAGAUAUUUGAAAUUUGUACUGUUUUGCGCGGUUUUU
Messenger RNA from Solanum pennellii, 790 nucleotides. RefSeq lists its product as uncharacterized. Gene Ontology annotation, biological process: endoplasmic reticulum to Golgi vesicle-mediated transport; intracellular protein transport. Lineage: Eukaryota; Viridiplantae; Streptophyta; Magnoliopsida; Solanales; Solanaceae. The transcript has a single exon. The coding region runs from base 69 to 461 and encodes 130 amino acids. The record is from RefSeq and is a predicted model, not a curated record. Gene Ontology annotation, cellular component: endoplasmic reticulum membrane; endoplasmic reticulum.